UGGACAGGCCUACAUUUAUGUAUUAUCUCGAAAUUGAUGAAGCAGAUCCGGAUGUGCGUUGGAGCUAUCCGGAUGUUGAAUGGGGGUCCCUGGAAGCUUAUUAAGGACGUGUAGAAAGCAAAGGAAGAGAUGGAAAAACUGAAAGGGGAGGCACAAGCCAACAAGGAUCACAUGCUACAGUAUAAAGAAAUAGCACAAUUGAAUGAAGUUGCAUUGAAGCAAAUUGAAUCUGCUCCUGAAAAAUUCAAAGCUGAGGCUGACAAGCUAAAGAAGUCACUAGAGGAUGAAAUUCACUUUCUCAAGGGAAGGGUUUCAGAACUUGAAAGUGAUCUUGUGUUAAAGUCCACAGAAGUUACAUCUGCAGUUUCAGGGAAAGAAGAAGCUCUAUCUUCUUAUGAUAGGUUGAGCAAAGUGAAGUAUUGUUUAUUUAGAAAUGUGAAUGUGGGAUGCAUUAUAUGAUUUGAUUGCUAUUUGUAAUAAAUGCAUUGUU
Messenger RNA from Magnolia sinica, 490 nucleotides. Its product is annotated as nuclear-pore anchor-like. Gene Ontology annotation, molecular function: structural constituent of nuclear pore. The record is from RefSeq and is a predicted model, not a curated record. Gene Ontology annotation, biological process: mRNA export from nucleus. The coding region runs from base 130 to 459 and encodes 109 amino acids. The transcript has 4 exons. NCBI's taxonomy places the organism in Eukaryota, Viridiplantae, Streptophyta, Magnoliopsida, Magnoliales, Magnoliaceae. Gene Ontology annotation, cellular component: nuclear pore.